CUGGUCUAGCACUUUACAUACCAAACACUUGCACUUCAUGGUGUUCCCCGGCAGACGCAGCAUUGGCUGCUAUACGUGUCGCCAGCGCAAGGUCAAGUGCGACGCCACCCGCCCUCAGUGUAGCCGAUGUACGCGAUUCGGGCGCACAUGUCCCGGCUACCCAGACAACUUUGCAUUUAAAUCCUACAAUGGCGUGUCGAACCGCUUAUCCUCAGCCCCCAAAUCGGAUAGCUCACUCCAGGUGGGAUCUCGCACCGAUCAGCAAGCAGUUGCAUCAAUAGCUGCCCCAGCCCAGCUGCAACGCGAUCCACCAUCUCUACCGCCGUAUAUCCCGACUACCUGCACUGAUUCCUCCUCGCUUAGUUUCUUUUUCCAUCAUCAUGUAUUAAUCGUCGAAAAGUCGCCCUGCGGCGGCCAUCUUGCUUUUCUACCGGAAUUUUACCGCGAAAAAGAAGCAGAGCCCUGCCUCAGGUACUCCAUUUUAAGUAUCGGCUAUCUCUCUCUAUUCAAGACGCAUCGGUCGCGCAUCUUCUGGGUCCAGGCGGCGAGUAAUUACAGUGCUGCCCUGGCUGCUCUCGCUGCAGCGAUCAGCACGACCGAGUCGGCUGUUCGAGAUGAGGUCUUUGCUUCGGCUUUGUUUUUGAGCAUGUUUACGAAUAUGAGCAAUAAGCAGAGAACAAGAGUGAAUCAUCACAUCCCCGGCGUGUAUGCAUUGAUGCAGGCGCGGGGCACUGCCUCGUUAAGCGGGAAAUAUGCCCGGCGUCUCCUUGCUUGGGCGUUUAAUCAACUACAAAUACACACAAUGGCGAAUAAUGAAUAUGGGUAUUCGCACUUUCCGUCUCUAUUUCAGGAUAUUCCUCGGCCAGACAGCGUUUGCCGAGCAAUCAGUCUGGUCAAUGCGAUUUCAGGACUCUGUCAGUCUAUUCCAGACGCAAAGAAACUGCAGGAUUACUUGCCCUCCACGUUUCCCGCUGACCCCGAGAAUGUCGUGAAUGAGAUUGCCAGAUGGGAACAAAGUCUCCCUGCGCACUGGAAGCGACAGCUCCAGCUGAUGAAACGUGCUGAUAAACCACGUAACGAAGUAUGUGAUGUUAAUAUCUGGACUGCGUGCUUCCUGGCUCUCAUCAACUCAAGCAUCCUCACGUUCUACAACCAAUAUUUGGAUAUGUGCGCCAGCUUGGUCCCCGGCUCCGAUGCCGUCUGCCACCGCACCAUCCUGGAGAGAAUGACAGAGUCGAUUAAUAUCAUCUGCUCGGCAGUGCGCUAUACAUUGGGCGAUUUCAAUGAGAGCGGGCAGUUCCAACCACUGGAGGCCAGCUACGGCGUCACCUACAAUCUUCACUUGCCAAUGUCGCUUGUUUCCAAAUAUGUCUUUGCAUCGCCAGACCAAGUCUCGCUUUGCACAGAAGCUCUGCGGCAUACAGAAGGGACAUGACUAUUCGCCAUUUGCCGGAGGGAAACCGAAGUAGCGACCAACAGGCACCAUCCGAACAACCAAGUCACGGUGGAACAUCGGGAAUUUUCUCCCAACGUCAGGCCAUUCAGUCUGAAACUGCACCCGAUUGCGCAGGUUCCCACAGUAAAAAAAAGAAUCGGUGCAGAUUCCCCGAAAUGGGACGACUUUGCGAGUGGAUCCACUUAUAAUAAGCUUAUAUCCGAGACCCACUCCUAUACAACAGCACCAGGCAUGGAGGAAUGAAGACUUGUUUAUACGACCGAAUGUAAAUAUCCACAUAAUCCUCUUCAUUGUUUCAAAUGUCUAGCCUAAUACACUCCGAG
This is a messenger RNA of Aspergillus versicolor CBS 583.65, 1779 nucleotides long. RefSeq names its product Zn(II)2Cys6 transcription factor domain-containing protein. Gene Ontology annotation, biological process: regulation of DNA-templated transcription. NCBI's taxonomy places the organism in Eukaryota, Fungi, Ascomycota, Eurotiomycetes, Eurotiales, Aspergillaceae. Bases 38 to 1435 code for a protein of 465 amino acids. The record is from RefSeq and is a predicted model, not a curated record. Gene Ontology annotation, molecular function: DNA-binding transcription factor activity, RNA polymerase II-specific; zinc ion binding. The transcript has 4 exons.